UGUCAUUUGAAUAAUGGGCGUGGCUGUAGGGCUAUAUUAUGUAGUGCAGUCAGCUGGAGAGGAUUGUGUGAACUUGUAUCCUUUAUCUGUGGACACGAAGAGAAAAAAGCCUUUUGAGAACACAUUCAUACAUCAGCUUUUAAAAUAAGCUCAUUAAGAAGUGGAUAUGAUGGAGCUCAUCAUCAAAGUCCUGAGCGGAGAAACGUGGUCCGUGCACGUGAACCCGAGUGCCACCAUUGGUGAACUUAAGCAACAGAUUGCCUCGCACUUUAAAGCACCACCUUCACGGCUGAGGCUUUCCAUCUCCAAUGGACAAAUCCUGCAGCUGGACUGUGACCAGAAGAUGGUGAGAGAUUACGGCCUGAGCUCAGGAUCCACCGUGAUGCUGCUGAUCUCCGCGACACCUGUACCAUUUCAGGUGUUUGUGAAGAACGAGAAGGGGCAGACGAGAACAUACGACGUCACUGAUGAUGAAACCGUCGAUCAGUUGAUGAGGAAGAUCUACCAGAAAGACAGAACACCAAUCGACCAGCAGCGGCUGAUCUACAAUGGCCGACAGCUCGAGUCUGCCAUGAGGCUGCAGGAUUACAACAUUGUUUCUGGAAGCACCAUCCACAUGACCCUCCGUCUGCGUGGGGGAUGAUGGGACAGAAACACAUAGAGAUUAUUUUAGAUUUAUAAAUUAUGCUUAGCACGAUUCACAGUGUUGUAUGUGUUACAUAUAUACAAGUGUGUUAGAGUUUCUUAAAUGAACUUAACUGAUUCUCCUUUUUGGACCUUUUUCAGUAUUUUCCUAUAUUUCCAUUUCAAUUUUUUUUUAUAUCUUUUUAAUCUGACUUAAAACAAGACUACACACACACACACACACAGACCCUUUUUUCAAUUUUCAACGGCCGACAGCUCGAGUCUGAAAAGAGGCUGCAGGAUUACAAAAUUGUUUCUGGAAGCACUAUUUACAUGAUCUUCUGAGGCUUAUACAUAU
Messenger RNA from Clarias gariepinus (North African catfish), 982 nucleotides. RefSeq lists its product as uncharacterized. Gene Ontology annotation, cellular component: nucleus; cytoplasm. NCBI's taxonomy places the organism in Eukaryota, Metazoa, Chordata, Actinopteri, Siluriformes, Clariidae. The record is from RefSeq and is a predicted model, not a curated record. Gene Ontology annotation, molecular function: ubiquitin protein ligase binding; protein tag activity. The coding region runs from base 167 to 643 and encodes 158 amino acids. The transcript has 2 exons. Gene Ontology annotation, biological process: protein ubiquitination; modification-dependent protein catabolic process.